AAAGAAAAAGAAAAAUAAAAACGUUCCCAUGCAGAGGGUACCAAAAAAGUUGCCUUCGUUCAGUCGCACCGCACUUGAUACACGUGGAUGCCUCAGCGAAACGAUCCUCUUAGCACAAUCGAGUAGAAACCCGUUUUAACUUCCUCGCAGCGAACGUUUCCGCAAAUCUUUUUGUGAGAAGUGCCCCCCAGAAGGAAGAGGCCGCUCAGCUCAGCCCCAAGGCCACAGCGAACAGGCCCGCGAACCCGCUUGGAGAAAUUCCACCGCCCCCACAUUCAAGCAGGGCGUUUCCCCAGGAGAGCAGCCCCCCCCACAAACCUUCACGUACCGCCAACGUUAGAAGCGCCGCUGUUCAACCCUCAUAGUUCCCCCCCAGCACAAUGACGUCGAACAUCAUAGACAAGAUUAUGAACCUGGAGGUGCCGGAAAAUGGGAACUCCUCUCUGAACAUCAUUUUUGGGGUCAUUAACAUUUUCUUCUUCGGAAUCGGAAUGAUCAUUUUGGGAAUCAUUAACAAAGAUAUGGAUGACCUCAUAAUCGGCAUUUUGCAGCUGCUCGUGCCUCUGAUCGGGUGGAUAUGGGCCGUGUUCUGGGGCAUCCUAAUUGUUAUUAAGAACUCCAAGUGAGAGGAGUGAAGGAGGUUGUCUCUCCCCCCCGCAGGGUGGUGGUGGUGGGGUAGCCUUUCUAGAGGGGGAAAUGGACCCCCCCACCUUUGUUGUAUCGUUUUACAGCCCCUUCUUGUUGGUGUGUAAACCCGUUUGGUAGGGGC
Molecule: messenger RNA, 769 nt
Organism: Plasmodium vivax (malaria parasite P. vivax)
Lineage: Eukaryota; Apicomplexa; Aconoidasida; Haemosporida; Plasmodiidae
Exons: 2
Coding region: 381-626 (81 amino acids)
Source: RefSeq, a predicted model, not a curated record